Messenger RNA from Trypanosoma brucei brucei TREU927, 1500 nucleotides. RefSeq lists its product as hypothetical. NCBI's taxonomy places the organism in Eukaryota, Euglenozoa, Kinetoplastea, Trypanosomatida, Trypanosomatidae. Gene Ontology annotation, molecular function: protein binding. The transcript has a single exon. The record is from RefSeq and is a predicted model, not a curated record. Bases 1 to 1500 code for a protein of 499 amino acids.
AUGAACCCGUUUGUUUUUUCCCUUUACGUGGCUGCUACGGUGUCUCUCUCGCUAUUGUUUGAUUGUGCUGCCGCGUACUGUCCGUCUAACGGUAACACACAUGCGGUUUACGUCACCUCGAAUGCCGCAGAUAACAUCUGGGCCUUUGACACGGAAGGACGGUUUAUAGGCAACGUGUUGAACAAGGAAUCUUUCCCCGUGCGCGUGGAGAAGUUGCGCGAUAUGAAGUUCGGCCCGGGGGAGCACUUGUAUAUCGCUAGCGCGCGAGGGAAAUUUAGUCGCAUCUUCGCCGUCUCAGGGAAUGGUGUUCUUAAUGGGACACUCGGAAAAAACUGUACUCGUGACUACCUCUUUACCGUGGCUGAGCAAGACGACAACAAUCCAAUGCUUGAUCAUCCGUAUGCCAUAGUCUUUAAUCCUGAUGACGAUUCACUGUAUGCAUCCAACCAGAACAGCGUCACUGUUGCGAGAUACACGCGCGUUGAUGACGGAAAAGGCAAAUAUCCACGCUGGGAACCUGCUGAAAAUUCUGUGUUUGCUCUCACGAACGGUUCCGCGGCAUCAAAGAUACCGAAGAAAGUCGGAUUGUUUGUUUCCCCAUGGAGUAACGAAUACGCAUUGCUCUCUGUUCGAGGGCUAGCCAUUUCUCCCCCGCUUCCCCGCUUCCUUGUGGAGCAAGCGGCACCCGCUGGAAGUUUCGCAACGGGGGAGGGCCUCCUCGCUCGCUACCUUGUAUUGUGUGAUAUUGCUCUCAACAAAUUGCUGGUGUUUUAUGCUGACACGGGAGCGUAUGUUUUCUCGAUAACUGUUCCAUCACCGGUGCAAGUGGCGUUCCCUUCUCGGUACUUUAAGCCCAUUGAAUCGCCUGCAUCGUACUUCGAGGUUCCACACAUGUAUGUAACGAGCAAAGAGGAUGGCAUGGUCUAUCUUGUACCCCUCGUGGGAAAGUCAUCCCCAGUGGCUGCAAGUGACUUUAACACCCCUCAUCAGCGGCAACCGAGUUAUCCGGUCACAUCACCGGUUUUCAUGCAUGCUGCCAGCGGUAUAUAUGAAAAUCCUUCACAUGAUCUACUGUUGAUAGCCGAUCGUGUGGGUCGAUCAAUCAUGUCUUAUGUUUCUCCGUUUAGGUCGGGCGCCACAGAAGGCGAAGGCCCUUCACCCUUCCUUGGCUACUUUGUUAGGGCGUUACCGGAUAUGCCAGAAUUUGUUUUAACCACGGCGGUGGAGCAACAGAGCGCCAUCCCCUUUUGUUACGAACUUACAGGGGAUGGAACCUUCCGAUAUGUGGCAUUAUGUACUGCGGCGUACAUAUGGACUACGGUGGCCACCAUUUUCUUUGCACUACUCUCUCUGAUAUACACAACCCGCUUGUGUAAGGGCUGUGUCCGUCGUCUGAAGAGCAGCUACAAGAACUACUUUAAGCAUAUGGGAGCACGAGAGGCUGAGGAUGUUGAGCUUUUGCAACAUGAAAUUAACAGUGGAUACGGAACGAACAACUGA